CAUACGUGGGGGGCGGGGCUUCCCAGGCAGCAGUGACUUCCGCUCGCCGGCUGAGCGCUAUGCUAACAACAACAACAACAACAACACAACAGUACACCUUGCUGCGCCUUGUAAUUGUGUCAGAAUUUAGGUUUAAAUACUUCCUACCAAAGACACAGCGUGGUUUAACGUUUAACUUUUCAACAAGCAGACAAUUAGGCAACGGUUUCUUUAUUCAGCCAGGCUUCUAAGUUAACGUUGGCAUUUGGCUGUAAUAGCUAACGCUGCGGUGGUUUUCAAGCAAGGCCUGAGACGGUAAAAACAAGCGAAAGCCAGGUCACCUCUCCGAGAGACGUGCCCACUGAACUAAAGGCAGCAUAAAAUAAGCACUCCAUCCUCCAGAGAAGAGCCUGCGUCCUCAAAAUGAGAGGUUCGUACGGAGACAGGGAUCGAGACCGUGGCCGUGACAGAAGCAGCCCUCGUUUUGGGUCCAGCAGAAGCGGCCCGCCACAAGGUAGAAAAUUCGGGAAUCCCGGGGACCGUUUACGAAAGAAGAGAUGGGACCUGGACGAGCUCCCAAAAUUUGAGAAGAACUUUUACAGUGAACAUCCAGAAGUGCAGCGAAUGAGCCAGUAUGAUGUUGAAGAGUAUCGCAGGAAGAAAGAAAUCACGGUUCGAGGCUCUGGCUGCCCAAAGCCCAUCACCAAUUUUCAUCAGGCACAGUAUCCCCAAUAUGUAAUGGAUGUCCUGAUGCAGCAGAAUUUCAAGGAGCCCACAGCCAUUCAGGCUCAAGGUUUCCCUCUGGCUCUCAGCGGUAGAGACAUGGUGGGCAUUGCUCAGACUGGCUCUGGGAAGACUUUAUCGUAUCUCCUGCCUGCCAUUGUGCACAUCAAUCAUCAGCCCUACUUGGAGCGUGGAGAUGGACCCAUUUGCUUGGUUCUUGCCCCCACAAGAGAACUGGCGCAGCAGGUCCAGCAGGUGGCGUACGAUUAUGGCAAGUCAUCCCGCAUCAAAAGCACUUGUGUGUAUGGUGGUGCCCCCAAAGGUCCUCAAAUCCGAGACCUGGAGAGAGGUGUUGAGAUCUGCAUCGCCACUCCGGGUCGUCUGAUUGACUUCCUUGAGGCUGGAAAGACCAACCUGCGACGCUGCACAUACUUAGUUCUUGAUGAAGCAGACCGAAUGCUGGACAUGGGCUUUGAACCACAGAUUCGCAAAAUUGUGGACCAGAUCCGGCCCGACAGACAGACCCUGAUGUGGAGUGCUACUUGGCCUAAAGAGGUUCGCCAGCUGGCAGAGGACUUUCUGAAGGACUAUGUCCAAAUCAAUGUUGGAGCGCUAGAGCUCAGCGCCAACCACAACAUCCUUCAGAUUGUUGAUGUCUGUAUGGAGAGUGAGAAAGACCACAAGUUAAUCCAGCUGAUGGAAGAGAUCAUGGCUGAGAAAGAGAACAAAACCAUCAUCUUCGUGGAAACCAAGAAACGAUGUGAUGAUCUCACACGCAGGAUGAGACGUGAUGGGUGGCCAGCGAUGUGCAUUCACGGUGACAAGAGCCAGCCAGAGAGGGACUGGGUCUUGUCAGAGUUUCGUAGCGGCAAAGCUCCCAUCCUCAUCGCUACUGACGUGGCCUCGCGUGGUUUGGACGUGGAAGAUGUCAAGUUUGUCAUCAAUUAUGACUAUCCUAACUCUUCGGAGGACUACAUCCAUCGCAUAGGUCGUACGGCCCGCAGCACCAACAAAGGCACUGCCUACACCUUCUUCACUCCGGGGAACCUCCGCCAGGCCCGCGAGCUGAUCCGGGUGCUGGAGGAGGCCCGACAGGCCAUCAAUCCCAAGCUACUGCAGCUGGUCGAUACUGGACGUGGAGGAGGCGCAGGAGGUGGCCGUCCCCGUUUCCGUGGCAGCAAUUCUAACAAUCCCAACCUGAUGUACCAGGACGAGUGUGACAGAAGAAUGCGUUCCGUGGGCGGGAGCAGCAACACCAAGGACAGCCGUAGUGGCAGCAGCUACAGCCGAGACAGCCGAGAUAACCGUGGAGGAAGCAGCCGGGACGGGGAGCGCUCCACCUCCUCCUCAUCCUCCUCUUACAGAGAUCGUAGCAGCAGGGACGGAGGACGCAGCUACAGCUCAAGCUCCAACUCAUACGACCAGUACCAGAAUAACAACAGCAGCAGCAGCAGCAACAGCAGUCAGUACAGCAGCUCCAGGGCCAGCUCUGGGUCGGGGGGUGGUGGGGUGGGGCAGCCCGAGCCUCCUUCAUCAGGGCCCCAGCCUCUAAUGGCCCAGCAGUUCAACCCUCCGCAGCCCAUGAUGGGCCUGAUGGGGCACUCACCAUUUCAGUUUGUUGCUCCAUCAGGCAGAAAGUAAUGUCAGUCUCAAAUACAGCCCAACACUGUUUCAAAAUUAACGAGAAAUCUUGAUUUUAGAGGGUUCAGUCCCCAGUAGUUGACCACUCUAACAUCAACAUGCCAUUUGUUGGCUUGUUAAGGUUGCAACACAUCAGUGCAUUGUGUUUCUAGACUUCGUAAAAAUCAAGACAUGACAACAUUUAAGCUGGUUUCUACUUUUAUUUAGUGGUCAACUCAUUUUGAUUUUUGAUUUUUUCUUAUAAGUAAAAUUAAUUAAUUAAAAUUAAUCACCGGUAAUUCUAUUGUUUGACAGGAACUUGUUUGUGUCAUUUGACCAAUUUUGUCUUGAAAAAUCUUUUUUGUACAAGGGUGCUGUUUUUGUACUGUCAUCCUCUGUGAGCUGCUUCAGAGGAUUUAUAGAGACUCUGCUUCUCCUUUUAGCUGUAUCAAAGGUAGGUGCUGAAGUUAAUCCUUGUAUACAACAUUUAUUUCUGUUUUAGGGUCAAUAUCUAUAUUUUUGUUUUUGAAACUUAAUAUGAUCGAUCUACUUGAAAUGAUGAAAGAAGAAACUUAUGAGAUCCUAGUGUAUCUGAGCAAAACUAGGUUUAAAGAUGUUUUUCUAUUCAGGUAUUAUUUCCUACUUUGGAAGAUUUUCUUUGUUAUCUAGAUUUUCUUGAUUUCAUGGCAUUGAUAUUAUUUUAGGCCACAUAGAGGCAACUCUGCAGGGGGCUCUUUAUGGCAGCAGUUAAUGUCACAUGCAUGUAAAGUUUGUGUUUGCUGACCAAUCUGAGACCAACCGUAGAUCACAGUAUUCAGUUAAUCAGCAGUGUGGUCAAGUCUGCAGCAGUGAAGAUUGAGAUUUUCUUGACAAGUGCUGUCCCUUUUUAUAGUUUGUUUAAUAAAGCUCAUCAGUGUA
Acanthopagrus latus (yellowfin seabream) is the source of this 3240-nucleotide messenger RNA. RefSeq names its product probable ATP-dependent RNA helicase DDX17. The transcript is spliced from 13 exons. Gene Ontology annotation, molecular function: ATP binding; RNA binding; RNA helicase activity. Gene Ontology annotation, biological process: alternative mRNA splicing, via spliceosome. Gene Ontology annotation, cellular component: cytoplasm; nucleus; ribonucleoprotein complex. The coding region runs from base 403 to 2343 and encodes 646 amino acids. Lineage: Eukaryota; Metazoa; Chordata; Actinopteri; Spariformes; Sparidae. The record is from RefSeq and is a predicted model, not a curated record.